AUAUUCAGCCAUCGCCUGUUGUUUAACGUCGGUAUUUUCAAGUGACUUGGGACUUCUAUUAGUAAAGUGAAAAAUUGUUUUUCUCUACUGUGCAAAAAAUAGAAAAAAGAAAUAUUUAGAUAUUUUAUAUUUAAAAACUACAAAUUUUAUUAUUAAUUUUGAUAAAAACCACAGCACACUACUUUAAACACAAAUUUUUUGCUUAAUAAAAAGCUCAACAGUUUUGAGAAGAUAGAAAAUAAAAAACGACAAGUAUAAAGAAAAUAUAAAAAAAGAAAAAAAUGCAAGCAAUCAAGUGCGUCGUGGUGGGUGACGGUGCAGUCGGUAAGACCUGUCUACUCAUCAGUUAUACGACAAAUGCUUUUCCGGGAGAAUAUAUACCCACCGUAUUCGACAACUACUCGGCCAAUGUUAUGGUAGACGCCAAGCCCAUUAAUCUGGGCCUUUGGGAUACAGCUGGCCAGGAGGAUUAUGAUCGUUUGCGUCCACUGUCGUAUCCACAGACUGAUGUGUUUUUGAUCUGUUUCUCUUUGGUGAAUCCGGCUUCAUUUGAGAAUGUACGAGCCAAAUGGUAUCCGGAGGUACGCCAUCACUGCCCCAACACACCCAUUAUAUUAGUGGGUACUAAAUUGGAUUUACGAGAUGACAAGAACACCAUUGAAAAGUUGCGCGAUAAGAAACUGGCGCCCAUCACCUAUCCCCAGGGAUUGGCUAUGGCCAAGGAGAUUGGAGCUGUUAAGUAUUUAGAGUGUUCAGCUUUGACACAAAAAGGCCUAAAGACUGUUUUCGAUGAAGCUAUACGUUCAGUAUUGUGUCCAGUUUUGCAGCCCAAGUCCAAACGCAAAUGUACGUUACUAUAAUUUCACAAAAAAUCUGGAAAUUCUUAAGAAAAAACAAAAGCACACACUUUAACGCAAAAAUAAUAAUAAUAACAACAAACUUACAUUGAAACAAAGAAAAUUUGCAAAAACACACAUACACACUAAUAUAGAAAGGAUAGGAAGAAAAAAGGAAGCGUUCUGCAGCACUAGCUGUAACAAGGAUAGAUAGACAGACAAGUAAAGGAGUAAUUGUAAACCGCCAGCCAAUAUUUAUAUAUAUAUAAAAACAAAACAAAAACAAUACCAAUUUUUUUGUACACUAAUUGUAGCAAUAGUCAAUAAAGUAUGAAGUCAAUAUGGUCUUCCAGACCUUGAUAAAACAAAAAAAUAUUGUCACCAGGUCAACGUGUUUUAACGUUUAACAAAACAACAAAUCACCAGAUUCAAUAUAAAAAUCCAUAUUUUCUAUUUCCACAAAAGUUUUUCACAACAUUUACUAAAACUCUAAUUUUAUGAAAAAAAAGGAUAAUUUUCUUCAGACUUUUUCUAUUGAGAACUAUGACUAACCUUAUUUUUCUUGUAGAAUGUUUGUAGGUGUAUUUGCAGCUUAAAAUUUGCUUAUUAAUUUCUUAUUUUGUUUUUUAUAUAAAAUAGUUUCAGUUCCCUUAUAUGAAUAAUCUAUAAUAUUUGUUUAUUAAAGGUAUUAUUUUAAAAAGUAUUUGCUUUCAAAUUAAGUUAAUGGCUGAUUUUUCGUAAAACCAAAACCUUUAAUUAUAGAUUUUUGAUAUUAAAUUGUUUAACCUCCAGUUGAUUUAAUUACUGUUUAUAUGUUAUUUUAAAGAUAUACCUAUCAGCAGUUUUAUUAUAAAAUUUUGCUUAACUGUGAGUAUAUCAAUAACAUAACUGCACAACUGCAGUUGGAGUAAUAAGAGCUCCUUAAUGACUUCUUUUUUAAAUACUUUAUAAUGUUCUUUAUUAGUCUGAAACAUAAACAUUUAUUUAUUUUAUAAUAUUUCAAAGUUUGGGGAAUUAUUUUCUAGUUCUUAACAUAUUUUUUGGAGAUUCUAAUUGGAAUUUUAAUAAGAUUUUAAUUAACAUCUAGAUAAUCUGUUAAGAACUGGAUUUUAAAGUUUAAGUUUAAAUGUUUGAAAGUUUAAUGUUAAUUUUAUAUAUUUUUUAUUUUAUUUUCUAACAGUUUAAAGUAAACAAAAUCGUUUAUAGCUUUCACCUUGUUGAGAAGAAUACAUAUAGAUAAGUUUGUCCAACCAUUUGUAAUGUCUGUCUGUCCAUCUGACCUUAAUUCAGUUUAAUUGUUGAAAUCGAGUUUCUAAAGAUCAACGACAACGACAUAUUAUCAUCAAGGGGUUACUCUGUAUUUUCAAAAGAAAAAGUUUACUAAACUCAAUGUUUUUAAAAGACAUAAUCGAAAUUGUUAGCUAUCGAUUCGAAUUUCUCAGUAACCCGCAAAUUUUUUUGAGGUUUACGCAUUAAUUAAUAUUUUUAUUAAAAUAUACCAUGGUGAAAGGUAUAAAAGAUUCGUCCUAGCCGAAUAUAAUUAGUUACUUUUUAUUUGUGAAAUUCUGUUAACAAAACAUUUAUAGCCAUAUUAGUUUUAGUAUUAACGAUGUUUAACGUCUUUUAAAUUUAUUCUUUUUAUUAAAAAAA
Lucilia sericata (common green bottle fly) is the source of this 2486-nucleotide messenger RNA. RefSeq names its product ras-related protein Rac1 (gene Rac1). Gene Ontology annotation, cellular component: cytoskeleton; plasma membrane; cell cortex. The record is from RefSeq and is a predicted model, not a curated record. The transcript has a single exon. Gene Ontology annotation, molecular function: GTP binding; protein kinase binding; GTPase activity. Lineage: Eukaryota; Metazoa; Arthropoda; Insecta; Diptera; Calliphoridae. Bases 282 to 860 code for a protein of 192 amino acids. Gene Ontology annotation, biological process: establishment or maintenance of cell polarity; actin filament organization; motor neuron axon guidance.